Molecule: messenger RNA, 2130 nt
Organism: Aureobasidium uvarum
Lineage: Eukaryota; Fungi; Ascomycota; Dothideomycetes; Dothideales; Saccotheciaceae
Source: the annotation of a GenBank genome assembly
AUGUUCAGAGCGCAACUGCGCCGACGACCAUUUGUCUACACCCAGACUCGUAUCCGCCUGUCCAGACUAUCUCAUACUUCGACUACUGCUCCUAUCACACCUCUGGUCCAACUGAAAAAUGCCACAAUAUACAAGGAUUUUCUGGACCAGAACAAUGCAUCGCCUCUGUUCAGCGACGUGAACUUCAGCCUACCCACCCAGGGCGAGCACUGGGCAAUCCUCAGUGCCACCUCGGCUACACGCACUGACUUCCUGCAAGUCUUGAGUGGCAGAUACCUCUGCACUCCGCCCGAUGCCCGCUCGUACCCACACCUGCUACAGAAUAACACUCCCCAUCAACGCGCCAUUGGUUACAUUGGCUUCGACGCUGAGAGGAGCGGCUUGGGUGGGACUGCUGUCAAGGGCCAAUAUCUGAGCCAGCGCUAUGAGGCUCAUCGCGAAGUCGACGACUGGUCUCUGCUUGAUUACCUCGAGGGAAACACCGAGCUGAAUGCUCUCGAAAAGCCCUCCAAAUACACGGAUACUCAAUUGUUAGCAAGCAUCAUUGGAAACCUCGAUCUCGACCCUUUGCUACACCUCCCGGUCAGUAACCUCAGCAAUGGUCAGACGCGCAGAGCUCGAAUCGCAAAGGCUCUGCUUGCAAAACCAGACCUGCUCUUGCUGGAUGGGCCAUUCAUGGGUCUGGACCCUAUGACCACGCUUCAUAUAUCAGCCUUCCUCCAGCAAAUGGCCGAGCAGAGCAACCCAAACAUCGUCCUAUCUCUACGCGUAGGAGAUGAGAUGCCUUCUUGGAUCACCCAUGUGCUCGUCAUCGAUCCCGUUACGAAUACUGAAGUCCGUUUUCAAGGCUCUAGGACUAGUGUCUACAAGCUGAUGCACAAGGUGCGCGGUGAUCAAGACUUUUACCAGGCUCUGCGACAAAUGAUAAUCUUAGUUUCUGACAAACCCGCUCGAGCGAAGAAGGCUGGGAAGGAAUUGUUGAGUCGCGACGCCAAUCCGAAGAUGCAUGCUCCACUCACGCCUGGGGAACCAUUAGUCGAGAUGCAAGGCGUCAAAGUCUCUUACGGAGCGGACAGCGGGUCAAUCAAACGGACAGUCUUGGGCAACUGGUCUAAAUCUGUUGAUGGAGCCGAAAAGGAGGGUCUGUGGUGGAAUGUCCGUCGUGGUGAGCGUUGGGGCGUCUUUGGACCAAACGGUUCAGGCAAGACCACUCUCUUGUCUUUGAUCACAUCAGAUCAUCCUCAAACCUAUGGCCUCCCCAUCAAGCUUUUUGGCCGCUCUCGUAUUCCUUCGCCAGGUGAGCUUGGAAUCAGUAUCUUCGAGCUACAAGCGCGCAUGGGACACAGCUCUCCCGAGGUUCAUACAUAUUUCCCCAAACAUCUAACAAUCCGUCGUGUUCUGGAGAGUGCUUGGGCCGACACACCUUUGUCAAAACCCCGACUGACGCGCCAGAACGACAUCAGAGUCGAGGCCUUCUUGCGUUGGUUCGCUCCGGAAUUAGCACCCACCAGAAGCAGUGGGCUUCAAGCUCUUCAAACAACUCCGAGGCGCCCAUAUGCCGACGUGAAACGUAGCCUGGAGCGUCUUCAGGUCGACACCUCCGACAUCGAUUGGGCAGAUACCACGACCUUUAGAGAUUUGCCAUUCAGCUCACAACGCUUACUGCUAUUCCUUCGCGCGUUGGUAUCCGACCCUGACCUGAUCAUCUUGGAUGAAGCCCUCAGUGGUAUGGACCAGAUGGCCCGCGAAAAGUGCUUGUUAUUCCUUGCCCAUGGUGAGAAGCUAGACUACAAGACUGGUAGAAAAGCACACACUAAAAGCUUUCAAAUGGAUAAUGACAUGGUCAACUUUGGUGGUAUUCAAGAUAAACAAGCAUUGUUGACUAUCAGUCACAGCACGGAAGAUAUUCCAGGAUGCAUCAGGCAAUGGAUUUGUUUACCAGAGCCUAGCGAAGGCAAACCAGCCAGAGUUGGAGAACUGCCAGGACCCCUAGAACUCCAUCCGGGUUCUUGGAAUGAGAUUUGGGAUCUACCAAUUAUCAAGGCACCGACUGAAAAGCGAACGAGGAAAUACUCUAAAAAGAUCAAAGAGGCACAAGAAGACCAGGAAUCUGAAUAUACAGGGAAAUAG